Molecule: messenger RNA, 985 nt
Organism: Pseudomassariella vexata
Lineage: Eukaryota; Fungi; Ascomycota; Sordariomycetes; Amphisphaeriales; Pseudomassariaceae
Exons: 2
Coding region: 194-883 (229 amino acids)
Source: RefSeq, a predicted model, not a curated record
GGCAAGCAACCCUCCAACCAACCUCUUCGGUACGAAUUGACCAUUGAAAUAACAGCACCCCUUCCAUUAUCACCGCGCAUUGCUUACCCGAAUUCAAAAGCGUCAAGAUCGUAACCCAGAUUAUUAUAAUUCCAGUCGGGCCGCCAGAAUAUAUUUCUCUGUAUAGACCUUUCGUCGUUCGACGACCGCAACCAUGGUCCUCAAGCGCAAGCGAUCCGAGUCCGAACUCUCCUCGUCCAGCGCCUUCAGCUCGCCAUCGCGCCUCGACCAUGACGCGACGCCCUUUCCCUUCUCCUUCACAGCAAUGGGCAUGGCGUUGACGUCGCCGCAUCCCGCGUCACGAGCCUCGACGCCGUCACACCUUCCUAGCCGCACCAUGAAGCGUUUCCGCGACUCGCGCCCUUCGGCAGAGGAGAUACAUCAGCGAACUCUCCACAUGCUGUUCUCGGCCCAGGCCCGGACGCAGCAAAACAUGGCGCAGCCUCCGACCCAGCAACCUCAGGCUGCCGCUGCCGAGCCUACUCAGCAACACAGCGGCAGUGCCCAGGUAUCGUUGCAUAAGUUCUGGAAUCUGCCGAGUGGUGGUGCUUCUCCGGCCGGCUCUGCCCCGCCCGUCAACAAUUCCAUAUACGCGCCCACCGACUGCGAAGACUGCGGACAGUCAUUACGAGAAACCGCGGAUGGGAACACGAUGGACAUGGACAUAGACAUAGACGGCUUUAGCGCCGAGGCCGAUACCGGGUGUGGAAUGUGCGGGAAGCACGUUUGCUCGCACUGCUCCAUUACCAACUUGGGCGAGCAGAGGCGGUGCUUGAUCUGCGCUGGUAAAAAGGUCUGGGUCGGCGGUUUUGGCUGGAUUGGCAUGGAUGUUGAGAUUUGCUGACGAACCGUUCAAGAGCUGAAUCGGGUUAUGGGUUGGAUAUGCUGUUGGGAUACCUAUGUGUUGCUGGAAAAAAUGCCUGCGAAGGAAGCCAUGGAGUUUGGA